This is a messenger RNA of Gopherus evgoodei (Goodes thornscrub tortoise), 4133 nucleotides long. It is a transcript of the gene STS, whose product is annotated as steroid sulfatase. Gene Ontology annotation, molecular function: arylsulfatase activity. The coding region runs from base 808 to 2559 and encodes 583 amino acids. The transcript has 13 exons. NCBI's taxonomy places the organism in Eukaryota, Metazoa, Chordata, Testudines, Testudinidae. The record is from RefSeq and is a predicted model, not a curated record.
CUUACACACCAAGGAGGCCAGAGGACUCUCGCAGGCUGGGGACUGAAAACCCCUUUCAAACCCACAGCGGGCUUGGCUUACACAGCUACCCCAGCACGCCCUGGUGGCAGCCCUAUUCAGUGAGGAGGAGGGCACAGGAGAGUGAAGCAAUGGUCUGAAUAGCAGCAGCCCAGGGAGGGACCCAGCUCGAGCUUGCCCCCGCAGAGAGAGGGCUAGCAGCCAAGGGCGCCACUCAAUCACCAGCGCGCGCCGUGCCACCCCUGGACAGGGACACGAGCGGCUGCGCCCGGCCCCUCUCCCGGCGCGGCAGCAGGAAGGGGCCGAACCGCACGGCCGCAGCCUGGCUUGAGAGCGGCCGGGAGCAGCCGAGGCGCGGGCUACGCACCCAGCAGGAGACCGUCCAUGUCAAAGAUCAGGUGUCACACUACAAGUAUGCUGUGACGGGUUGGACCUUCCCGUCCAGGAUGCCACCUGAUGUGCUGGGGUUCCACUUCACUUCUGUUCCACCAACCUGGACUUCCUCAUCCUGUCCUUGCUGUGUCAGGCCCCAAGCCUUCUCUAGCACACACACAGGGGCUGUAUGCCAAGAACAAAUGCUUCCUUUUCCUUCCCUCCUCUGUCAUUCCUACAGUUAAUGAGAGUGGACUUUCCACCCAUAUAGUGGUGAUAAGUGCAUGCAGCCAGCUUGUUUGAAAUCUGGAGGCAGAAAGUGAAACAGCCUGACGUGAGGAACCUCUUAACGUCAACUGGCAAAGGGCACAGAGGGAGUGCAUAGGGGUUACGGGAAUCUCCGCAGUCUGGAGGAAGAUGAGGAUCCUUGUACUUCUACUAUUUUAUCACUAUGCUACAAAGAAUGCCAAAAGUUACAGAACUUCAAACCCCAACUUUAUUUUAAUCAUGGCUGAUGACCUUGGCAUUGGAGAUAUUGGAUGUUAUGGAAACAAAACAUUAAGAACCCACAAUAUUGACAAGCUAGCUAAAGGAGGAGUGACAUUUACUCAACACAUGGCAGCAUCUCCACUGUGUACCCCAAGCAGAGCAGCUUUUCUGACAGGCCGAUACCCUGUCAGAUCAGGAAUGGCUGCAUUGUCAAACAUUGGUGUCUUCUUAUUUUCUGCCUCUUCUGGUGGACUUCCCACUGAAGAAAUAACUUUUGCAAAACUUUUGAAGCAGAAAGGUUAUUCUACAGCUCUUAUAGGAAAGUGGCAUCUUGGGCUGAACUGUAACAGCAGGGAUGACUUCUGUCAUCACCCCCUCAGUCAUGGAUUUGAUUACUUCUAUGGACUCACCGUGACCAGUCUUAGAGACUGCAAACCAGGGGAAGGCAGCGUGUUUGUGGCAGGGGUUCGAGCAUACCUUGCCACUCCACUUCAGCUCAUCAGUAUUACCCUAAUCUCUUUGAAGGUGCUGCAUUAUAUUGGCCUUCUCAGAAUACCCCGUGGAGCACUGCACUACUUCUUUUUAAUAUCUACAGUUUUAUUUGGACUUUUGCUCAUUUUCUUUUAUACUUUUCGAUAUCUAAACUGCUUCUUAAUGAGGAACCACCAGAUUAUCCAGCAGCCACUGUCCUAUAAGAACCUUACUCAAAGAUUGACGGAAGAAGCUGUACAGUUUAUAAGAAGGAAUGCUGAUACACCAUUUCUUCUUUUUCUGUCCUACCUUCAAGUCCACACUGCUCUAUAUGCAUCAAAGGAUUUCAAAGGAAAGAGCAAACAUGGUUUAUAUGGGGAUGCUGUAGAGGAAAUGGACUGGAGUGUAGGAAAGAUUCUGGAUGUGCUAGAGAAAUGGAAUUUGAAUGAUAAGACUCUUGUAUACUUCACAUCUGACCAGGGGGCACAUGUUGAAGAAGUCUCUAGCACUGGAGAAGUCCAUGGGGGGUAUAAUGGAAUUUAUAAAGGUGGAAAGGCUACAAACUGGGAAGGAGGUAUUCGUGUGCCAGGUCUUCUUCGCUGGCCAGGAAUGGUACAGGCGGGUGUCCAUAUUGAUGAGCCUACAAGUAACAUGGAUAUAUUCCCUACAGUUGUUAAACUUGCAGGGAUACCAUUACCCAAAGACAGAAUUAUUGAUGGACAUGAUCUGAUGCCCUUGCUUCAAGGGAAAAUUCUCCGAUCCGAGCAUGAAUUUCUCUUCCAUUACUGUAAUGCAUAUUUAAAUGCAGUGCGCUGGCAUCCAGGAAACAGUGAAUCUAUUUGGAAAGCUUUUUUCUUCACUCCAAACUUUGAUCCAGAAGGCUCCAACGGUUGCUAUCAUUCCCAUGUGUGCUAUUGCUAUGGAAGUCUUGUCACACACCAUAACCCACCGUUACUCUUUGAUCUCUCCAGAGACCCCGGAGAGAAAAAUCCACUAACACCAGAGACUGAACAUCAUUUCUAUGAAAUCCUUGAUAUCAUUCAACAAGCAGUAAACAACCAUACCAAAUCAUUGCACGUAGUCUCCAACCAGUUAUCAUGGGGGAAUAUCCUUUGGAAGCCCUGGCUUCAAUUAUGUUGCUCAUCCAUCUUUCUGUCUUGUUACUGUGACCAUGAAUCAGAGGAAAAACUAAGCUUGCCCACGGCAUGACACCUUUGAAACACACACAUGCUUUUUGGAUAACAAAUCUGCAAUUUUACCUACAAUAAUUGGAACAAGCGGUAUUGGUAGGUUGUUUUGUUUGAACCACUACAACACCUAACCUUUACAAUCCCACUGUGGCUCCUAGGACUCUAUCAUAGGUGUAUAGCAUCUGCUGGAAUCCCAAAUCCUACUAUAUAGGGUAAACCAUCUUUUAAAUACACCAUUGCCAAAUAUUUUGGGGGGAGGGAAAACCAAUCCUGGACCCUCCAUUCCUGAGGAAAGAGUAGCAUAAUCCUUUCUCAUGCAAUGUCUGUAUGAAGCCAUAUGCCAUAUUCGCAGAUGGUCAUGCUGUAGUCACUCUACAGAGCGUACUAUUUCUUAAGACCUCUGACUCCAGCUGUGUUCACAAGCUUUGAAGGUAUGUAACUACAGCUUCCAGCUGUAACUGUCAAACAUCGCUCCUGCCCCCACUGGUAACUAACAUCUACUGUUACGAGAGUAUUGCAGGAAGGGAAAAACACAAAAAAGAUACUACCAUGAUGAGGACCAUAGAAGUACCUAGCUAGAUGGACAAACAGACACAGAAACGAACAGAUAAAGAAAGGAUUUGUAGCCACAUUCAUGACACGCAAUCAGUGCUGCUAUAAGACAAAAAAUAGAUGACUGACUGUACAGUACAACUUAUAGAUGACUACACAGUAACAGCUGCCCAUAUUUAACAUGACUAACAGAUGAUGUCAUUUGCAUUCUCCAGUUUCGGGGGCGGGGGCAGAUGGGCAUACUGAGCUGCUGACAAGUGGGAAGGCAGAAAAGCAGGAAAAGGAGUGUGUCAUAUAAAGCCUUUUACAGCCACUAAUCAUGUGGAGAGGUCCAACUUGACCCAGUCAACUGGAUCCAUCCUACUUUGCCAACAAAGUCCAUAACAACAAACAUCCCAAAACAGGGUCCAAACACCGAAUGGCCAGUUCUGCCCAAUCCAUAUGUCCAAACUCCAAACACAGGUUGUGCUAUGAGGGUCUCUCUCAGUGGCUAUUGUGCAAACCAGCUGUUUCACUGAUGGGAGAGAACUGUAUUUUUUUAAAAAACAGUCUUGCUUCAAAUGUUUGAAAUUAUUACUUUGAAACCCCCCUACAAAGUCUGCUGUUUUCUGAGAAGUCUGUACAAAGUAAAUCAGAUUUACCCAAGGCUGAAUGUAUAUACUCUGUAUUUUUAAUAAGGCCUGGGCAAAUCUUUAGCACUUAUGGGCUAAUUUCAGUACCAGAGUUUACUCUGUAUCUUGUUCACUCACAUUUUAUUUUCAUUCUGCAGCAAAGCAAAUUAUUAUUUUUGGCAGGUAUUAUGAACAGGAAAACAUAUCAGCAAUAUAAACUAAAAUUAUGUGAUGCCUAAUAAUAUGAGACUUUCACCCUGUCACAGAAACAUAGUGAAUUCUUGUCCAUCCAACAACAUAAUGCAUUAAGGCAGGCAUCGGCAACCUUCGGCACGCGGCCUGUCAAGGUAAUCCACUGAUGGGCCACAAGACAUUUUGUUUACAUUGACCGUCCACAGGCGCGGCCUCCCACAGCUCCCAAUGGGCUUGA